Molecule: messenger RNA, 1073 nt
Organism: Magallana angulata
Lineage: Eukaryota; Metazoa; Mollusca; Bivalvia; Ostreida; Ostreidae
Exons: 8
Coding region: 151-999 (282 amino acids)
Source: RefSeq, a predicted model, not a curated record
AUAUUGUAAAGUAAAUGCUUCAGCAGCAUAUCGAUUGGAGACCGACUGCUGAAAUGACUUCUACCAUGUGGAGAAUGUAUCUAAGUUAAGACAAAUUGGAUCUGGCUUUCGGUUAAUUUCUUUAGCAACCCGUCCCACCUGAUUGUCACGAUGGAGAAAACGACGAAACGAGCGUCUGUCUUCUCCCUCAGCAGACCCAAGUCUACCAAGACUAAAAAAGAGAUCAUGUAUGAACUGAACAAAAAAGUUCCUCUACACAAAUGUACGUUUGAUCGCCAAAAGAGGAGUUGGCUAGGACCAGUCAAACCUCAACAAGCCUUACCCUCACGUUGGGCAAAGGCAAAGGGCGCGGUGUUUUUUUUGGGAAUGAAACCAGCUUCCAGGAGGAGCAUAGACGUUGAUAGUUUGGUGAAGGCAACAAAGUUAUUGAGAUCAUCAAUGAAUACUACAGCUGGAGAAACUAUUUCUGAGGACGACGAGAGUGUUGAGGCUGCCAUUCUCCAUAAACCGGUGAUAUCCAAACCAUUCAAGACUAGUAGUGAAACAAUCUGGUCGUGUCCAAGAUCGCUGAAGCCCGUCAACGAACGAUGCAAGGAUUUUGCGUUUGAGAAAACAAAAGCCAAUCCUAGUGAUAAGCAGCACUCGGCUGCUACCAAUCUACAGGCGGUGUAUCUAAAGAAGCUUCUGGAGGAAAAGGAGAAAGAAAUCAAGUCACUGCAGAACCAGCUUCAUAAGGCAAACAACGAGAACGUAAAGCUCAUCCAGGAGUUAGAGGGGUACAGAGGGAAAAACUACGAUGAAAUGUAUAAAGAGAACAUGACAAACAAAGAUUAUCUGAACCGCGUAUGUCGGGAAAACAUCCUGUUGCGCGGGCAAAUACGGAAGCAAGGAAAUCGUGUGCUACAAAGACUAGGGGAAAAGGAUGUAGAGGAAAAGCAGAAUUUAGAGAAAACUGAACGACUGAGACUGACUAAGUCCGCCAAACCGAGACUGUGUUGAAAUCGUGUUUCUUGACGCGUGACUUUCUUUAUAAGAAAGACAUGCAUUUAUUCAGUAAUAAAUUCUAUGUAAAU